Molecule: messenger RNA, 1233 nt
Organism: Rana temporaria (common frog)
Lineage: Eukaryota; Metazoa; Chordata; Amphibia; Anura; Ranidae
Gene: MOSPD3
Product: motile sperm domain containing 3
Exons: 6
Coding region: 176-856 (226 amino acids)
Cellular component (GO): cytoplasm
Source: RefSeq, a predicted model, not a curated record
CCCCGCCCCCUGCCGUGCCGCCGCUGACGGACAGGCGCUGUGUCCAAUCAGCGGCCAGUGCAGGAAGAGCAGGAAGAGGCGGCGGAGGGUGCAGUGUCCUGUCUGUGAGCCGCCCCUCCCGUCUCUGCGGUUGCGGGGAUGUGAUGUGACCAAUGCGCAGCGUAUGUAGCCGGCCAUGCACAGGGUUCCCUCCCGAGGGGAAGAAGAUGAAAGGAGGACGACCCCCGAGGCCUCUCUGCCUUCCGGCAGCCGCUCCCCCCUCCCCGUCUUCAUCUUCCCGCCCUCUCUGGACUUCUACGCCGAUGACCAGGCCAGCCACAAGCAGGUGCUGACCCUGUACAACCCCUUCCCCCGGGCGCUCCGCUACAAAGUUCUCUCCACGGCCCCCCUACGCUACACAGUGGUGGAUGCUGAAGGACUGGUCAAGCCGAACUCCUGCAUUGACAUAGUCACCCGGCACCGCGAUAUCCGCGCUCGGCAUUACGGGAGCGCAGACAAGUUCCGGGUGGAGAUAUGGGAAGAGGGCGGAGGACGAGGAGUGGGAGGGAGGAAGGACAUUCCUGCCACACUACAUCCCACCAGACCCCAAUCCAGAGAGAGAGGAACCAGUGAAUCGCCCAAGUGGCACCCACCUUCCCACGUCUUCUCCAUGCGCCAUGGAGUCCCACGCCCGCUGUCCCCUGGCCUGUUUGGGCUCUACAUUCUGGUGGGAUUGGUAUCUCUGGUGGUCCUGAUGCUUCCUUUACAUGGAGACCCCCGGAGCUUCCUCCAUGAGAACCUCCAUGUGUCAGUCGUCCAGAAACUUGUUGCUGCUUACGUGUUAGGUCUCCUCACCAUGGUGUUCCUACAAAGCUGACAAGAUGGCGGACCAGAGAUCCAGAUGAAAACGGGGACCGGAGCCAGAAAGCUGUUCACAAAUUCCAGGGAGCACGCUUCCUACAUGUGUGUUCACGUGUAUUAUCAACAAGACUUUUAUAUAUCAACAUGUACAUUCAUGUGUGAAUGUAUUAUGUCGCCUCAAUAUACCAUGGCGUCAUCGCUAUAAAUGAUCAUCUCAGAGCCAUGUAAUGAGACGCCGGAUCUGGUGUAUGUUAGGGGGGGGGGUCUAUUGGGAUAACAUAGUGUGUGUUCAGUCAUUCCCAUCUUCUGUCUAUAAAUCCAUGUAAAUUGUCUAUAUGUACAUUUGCUGUAUAUAUGUCACCGUUACCGCCAUAAACGUGGGUAAUGUCAAUA